UUCCGCGAAACCAACUAACGUUAGCUUUCCUGGGAAAGUGAUUUGACACUGAAAUCGAAGCCUGCCAGCUAACGUUAACUUAGCUAAUAGCAUCGUGUAGUUUGCUGAAACAAAUGACUUUACGGUGUUGUGCCGAGUUCUGCAUGCCAGCGAGAAUUGCGUGCACCUCCAAGCCAUGGCUGCUCCCGACUCCUCUAAACCCUUCAGCCCAGCAGAGACCCAGAGGAUUUUGCAUCAUCUGCAGCAGCCCGCAGUUUUCCUGAACAUGACCUGUGGCUGGCCUGUACUCCACUGGACUGCAGAGCACCUGUCUGACUGCCUUGGUGACAAACUCGUCCGAUUCCGGCUUGGGAAAAAAAAAGAGGCGCACACUGCAACAGCUUACAUGAGGACAUUGCUCUCAUCACCACUGUUUGAAACCCAGUGUUCUUAUGUGGAGGCCAAACUGGUGCACUUUCUCAGCUGGAACCGGGACCAGGCUGGGACAGAUGUAGGGCCUUUCUUUAAAUACCCCAAAUCAGAGUAUUGGGCCUAUGCUGACUACAAAUACAUCGCCAUAUUGUUUCAAGAUCAGCCUUCCAUGUUUGAGCAUGUAAAGUGGUCCGAGUUUGGUUUUGAGGGACGUAAUGGGAGAGAGAGCACCUUAUGGAUUGGCUCAGAGGGGGCCAACACACCAUGCCACCUGGACUCUUAUGGCUAUAACCUGGUACUGCAGGUACAUGGACGGAAGCGCUGGCACCUCUUUCCUCCAGAGGACACCGUUAACCUCUACCCAACCAGGAUCCCUUAUGAGGAGUCCAGUGUCUUCAGCCAGGUAGAUGUUCUCAAUCCAGACUUGAGGAGGUUCCCUGCAUUUCAGGAAGCCAGGGCACAUACGGUCACUCUGCAGCCAGGACAGGUGCUUUAUGUCCCCAGACACUGGUGGCACUAUGUGGAGUCAGUGGAUCCCAUCACUGUCAGCGUCAACUCCUGGAUCGAGUUGGAAGUGGAUGACGUGGCAAGAGUCAGUGAAGCUGUGACCAAGGCUGUUGUCAGUGCGCUUAAAAGUGCACCAAGUGAUGACAACACUGAUGACUGGCUCAACCCCACCGAGGAAGGAGUAGCAUCCCAUAAUGACAACAUGCAGUAUGUGAACAUGGCAGUGAGAGCUUCUGCUCAAAGACAGCAGGGCCUCUGCCACAGCAAACUGACCCAGGACCCAAGAGACACCCGACCAGUCAAGCGGGACUCCAGAGGACAAAUCAGGACAAACAGCGAUUUGGUCAGGGAUUCUGCGCUCUUCAGCGUUCCCUUUGGACCACAUCUCAUCCCUGUGUGCUGUCAGCAAGAGUACUCGCCAGAAACGAGGGGGGUGACCACUAAAGAUCUGGAGGUCAAAUCUUCCAGGAACUGUAAUGCCCAAACUCCAGAUGACUGCACCGCCAACUCAGAUGCGGCAACGAAAACCAAGCUUGCAUCUGCUGUCAACCAGGGAAAAUGUGAAUGUAGCCCUGGUUUAACUCAAUAUAGACCAUGUGACCAUGCUGAUGUGGCGUCAGAGAAGUCUUCAGAGGAUUAUGAGGAACCAGUACAUACAACAAUAACCACUAAUGACCUGUUAGACUGCCUGGUGCAUCCUGAUAUCAUCGACCGGGUCACAAAGCUUUUACUGGAAAGGCACACAGGAGGUGAGAGGACCACUAUGCCAUCCUAGCUUUAAUAUCUGCCAGCGGUAAACAACAUAAUACAAGCCUGAAGAGGAAGAAAAGCUCCUCAUUGCGCUGGUAAUGGUCCGAGCUUCAGGAGCGAUUUAGAACGCUUUAUCUGAAAAUAUCAGGAUAUGGUUGUCUUUGCUUUUCAACUCAGGGUGUCUCACUGGAGUUUACAGCUAUGAAAAAAAGGCAGGAGAUCUUUGGCUGCAGAAAUCCGUCCUCCAAGCUACUGGUAAUCCUUUGGUGUCAGUAAGAAGUGAGGGAGGAAAGAUGAAGAUCAACAAAAGACGUUCACCCUGCUUUUCUUUCUCCUCUCAUCUUUCAAGGUCCUCCUGAGAUUAACCCCGGAUGUGGGAAGUCACAACCACAACUAAUCAUAAUGUGAUGAGUGACGCCAUUAAGUGGCUUUAACAUUUCCUUGUUUUUGUUGUCCUGCACAUACUAAUCCUGUUUGGAUCUUCCAGAGUAAGCAAAAUGACCACCUAAAUCAAUUUAGUAUGCUAAUAAGCCACAUAAUUCAAGGUAAUAUUCCUGCAAUGUGAACAUUUGUUUUCUGCGUAAUGUUUGCCUGUCAUUUACUAAUGAAAAUUGCCACAGAACAACCAGAAGGCUGAUCGUAAUGGUUUAAUGAUUGAUUGAAGCUGUUAAGGAGCACUCAAUGACAUGGGUCUGUUUGAAUACAGUCUGCCGCCGCAGGUCUCACAGCUGCGGGAGAAAGGAAGGUUGCACAUGUAUAAGAAUAAUAAAUGUAAACUGUCUACUAACAUUUUUUUUUACUAAAUUGCAUUCUAGAGAGUGAACGUAGAUAUUCAUUGUUUUAAAAUGAUUUUACAAUUUCAACAUUUUAGUACAAAAUUAUUUUCUUAUUAAAAUUGAUAGCAAUGCACAUUUUCAUCUUCUUCAAAAUUGACAGCUCAAAAAUAAAUGGCACAAAAACAACUGUUUACAGUUUAUAGGGAGCAGCAUUUACACAUUCCCUGACUACAAAAUAAAUUAAAGUAUUUUAUGAAGUUAAAGGACCACACUGUUGGUGUUGCAUGUUUUAGCACAUAAACUACAGAUCUGACUAUUUCUUGAUUGUUGUGUGGUAAUGCAAGUAGGAUUUCCUUGAUGAUGUGGCAUUGAUCAGCUUUGCUUUUUGUGGAAAAUCAAACCCAGAAGAUGGACAAUAAGAAAACUUCAGGAAAAGAAAAUUCAUUUGGUUUCCUACACAGAAAUAUCAACGUCUGCUCCUAAAUGUCAUCAAGCUGAGUUUUUAGACCGAUCAAUAAUAAGG
Molecule: messenger RNA, 2967 nt
Organism: Micropterus salmoides (largemouth bass)
Lineage: Eukaryota; Metazoa; Chordata; Actinopteri; Centrarchiformes; Centrarchidae
Gene: hspbap1
Product: hspb associated protein 1
Exons: 9
Coding region: 176-1693 (505 amino acids)
Molecular function (GO): 2-oxoglutarate-dependent dioxygenase activity
Source: RefSeq, a predicted model, not a curated record